GUGCAUAUGGUCCUGUAAUGUACGGAUUACCUAGGCAGAUAAUUAAUCAUCUUUUUGGUGAAAGUCGUCGUUGAGUCUGUGGUGGUAUUACGUAAUUACUAGCUAUACUGAAAAUUACUGGGCCUUGCCCAGUAAUUAUGAACUUUACUCAAUCAACAUCACUUUACACCUUACAAGUCCAAGCUCAACCCCGUCUAAGUAGACUCGUCCCGGAGAGUCUAUCUGCUAGUUUAAUACACACCAAUGGCGCUCAUGAUCGGCUUUCUCUAAGUGUUGGUCGCUGGAUGAAAAAUAGCGAAUGUCAUGGAUGGGCUGCAGGGAUAACAUCUAUGAACAUCAAUCUAGAUACCUACCUACCUAUGCUUGGCCACAUGAGUUCUCACCAUCCCAAGACCAACACAAUUUGUCGGCAACUGUCAUCAACCAACAAUAGGAUGGAUGUCGCUCUUUGCAGAUGGUUUAAUUCCUCACAAGUUUACUUAUGCUAGUAUAAAUGAUGGCAUCUACGAGGUAAACGGUACAUACGGUGGCACGUUCGGCCUUGAGUUGAUGACUCAAAUUGUCGGCGGUCCUAUCAUGUUGCCUUUAAUAGCACUAUCGUGUUACCAACUUGACAAUGCGUCACAUCUG
Molecule: messenger RNA, 630 nt
Organism: Daldinia loculata
Lineage: Eukaryota; Fungi; Ascomycota; Sordariomycetes; Xylariales; Hypoxylaceae
Exons: 1
Coding region: 138-488 (116 amino acids)
Source: RefSeq, a predicted model, not a curated record